UUACACACACUGUAACCGCACAACGCUCCAGGUAUAAAUAUGUUCUCCGUUAGAACUUUGACACAUUUAGAGCUUCAUUCCGAACCCUGAGCAUCGGCUGGAAGACAAAGAACAAUAUGCGUGAGUGCAUUUCUGUACAUGUCGGCCAAGCUGGAGCACAGAUUGGGAAUGCGUGCUGGGAGCUUUACUGUCUGGAGCAUGGUAUCCAGCCAGAUGGACAGAUGCCCAGUGACCGGUCAAUAGGAGGAGGAGAUGACUCCUUCAACACUUUCUUCAGUGAAACAGCUUCAGGGAAACACGUUCCACGUGCCAUCUUUGUUGAUCUUGAGCCCACUGUUAUUGAUGAAGUGCGGACAGGAACCUACCGCCAGCUCUUCCACCCUGAACAACUGAUUACUGGGAAAGAGGAUGCUGCCAAUAACUAUGCCAGAGGACACUACACCAUUGGCAAGGAGAUUAUUGAUUCAGUUCUGGAUCGUAUACGCAAACUGUCCGACCAAUGCACUGGCCUUCAAGGUUUCUUAGUGUUCCACAGUUUCGGUGGAGGCACUGGCUCUGGCUUCACCUCUCUGCUGAUGGAGCGUCUCUCUGUCGACUAUGGCAAGAAGUCCAAGCUUGAGUUUGCCAUCUAUCCUGCUCCUCAAGUGUCCACAGCAGUGGUGGAGCCCUAUAACUCCAUCCUGACCACCCACACCACCCUGGAGCACUCCGAUUGUGCCUUCAUGGUGGACAAUGAAGCCAUCUACGACAUCUGUCGCAAAAACCUGGACAUCGAGCGUCCGACCUACACCAACCUCAACAGGCUCAUUGGGCAGAUUGUGUCCUCCAUUACAGCUUCGCUGAGAUUCGAUGGAGCUCUCAAUGUGGAUCUCACCGAGUUCCAAACCAAUCUGGUGCCCUAUCCCCGCAUUCACUUCCCUCUGGCCACAUAUGCACCAGUGAUUUCUGCUGAAAAGGCAUAUCAUGAGCAGCUCUCUGUGGCCGACAUAACCAACGCCUGCUUUGAGCCGUCCAAUCAGAUGGUGAAGUGUGAUCCUCGUCACGGUAAAUACAUGGCCUGCUGUCUUCUGUAUCGUGGAGAUGUGGUGCCCAAAGAUGUCAACUCUGCCAUCGCUGCCAUUAAAACCAAACGCACCAUCCAGUUUGUUGAUUGGUGCCCCACUGGCUUCAAAGUAGGCAUCAACUAUCAGCCUCCAACAGUGGUUCCUGGUGGAGAUCUGGCCAAAGUACAGAGAGCCGUGUGCAUGUUGAGCAACACCACAGCUAUCGCUGAGGCCUGGGCUCGUCUGGACCACAAGUUUGACCUGAUGUACGCCAAGAGAGCCUUUGUGCACUGGUAUGUGGGAGAGGGUAUGGAAGAAGGAGAGUUUUCGGAGGCCAGAGAAGACCUGGCAGCUCUGGAGAAGGAUUAUGAAGAAGUCGGCACUGACAGCAUUGGAGAUGAUGAAGACGGAGUUGAAUUUUAAAGUUGUUUUUGUAAUGUCAGGGGGAUCUGGUGUUAUUUUUAUAUGCUAAGCAGUAGGGUUAUUUUUUUUAAGGCUAUACUUUUUUUUAGGUCAGAGAUGUCCAAACUCAGUCCUGGAGGGUGUCCUGCAUAGUUUAGCUCCAACUUCAUUCAACACACCUCCCUGGAAGUUUCUCGCAUACCUAGAAAGAGCUUGAUUAGCUGGUUUAGGUGUGUUUAUUUGGGCUUGGAACAAAAAUAUGCCAUCCAGGAUCGAGUUUGGACACCCCUGUCUAAGGUAUAUCUUCAUAUUGGGGUUCUUUUAUUUAACAUCAGUUAAUGGAACAGCUAAGAAAAAUCAAUAAACAAUAUUUUUGUAGCAUUUAUCACAUUCUAGGUAUACAAAUAUUAACUUUAACAACUGUAUAAAUUACUUUAUACUUCAUAUAAUUUUGUUUACUCACUAUUUACCAACCCAGGCUCAUUGUGGAAAAGUAGCCCCGCGGACGUUUCUGGAAACUGCGAAAUACGUCCCGGGAGGUAUGUAUUUGUGCAGUUUUUGUAUUCGCAAAUCCGCAAGAGGCCGCUGUACGCUGUUCUCGCCCUGCCGCAAACUUGUUCGCUUUUAUUUUUUGGAUUCUGUUUUUCACCUUACCUGAUUUCUGGAACCGCUCUUCUCCAGACUCAAACCCGGUUGUCGCUGCGGGCGGUUCCUCCUCCUCCGGGCCUCAGCUCCGCCAAUGUAACACUACGAGCUAAGCAGACAAACUGGUUGCGGCGGUAAAGCCCUCCACACGGAGGUGAGCCAUCAGCCGGCGAGCGCAAAGAAGAGGAGUGGUGUCAAACCGCCACAUAGUGUUCGCUCGAAUAAAACGAGAUAGCCAUACAUAACUCUGGCCAUGUAAAUCGCAGUCUCCAGAAACGUCCGUGGGGCUACGUUUCCAGAAUGAGCCUGGGUUGCAAUUCACUAAUCAUCAAAUGGUUCUAGACCUUUAUAAUAUUUUAUUAUUCUGUUGGACACAAAAGAAAUAUUCUUAAGAAAAAUUAAAACUUGUGAUCAUUGACAUCCUUGGUAGGCCAAACAAAUAAAGUGGAAGUUAGUGGGUAGAGGUUUCCAAAGUUUUUCUAAAUAUCUUCUUUUUGAGUAAACAGAAGAAAGAAACUUUUAAAAGUUUGAAAAAAGUGAAGUUUAAGUAAAUGAUGACAGACUUUUCAUUUUUGUAUGAACCACACCUUUAACAUCAACUCAUAUUAAUAAAUGCAUGUCUGUUAGGACCUUUACCUAACACAUAACCAAAAGUUACAUAUACUAAAACAAAUUAGCACAAAAUGAUGUCAAAAAUCUAGUGAUAAUCUCUAAUCUCUUUCUAAAAAUUGCAUAUAUUGCUAUAAAUACAUGUCUGCGCUUUCUUCAUAAUACAGUUGGUUUAUCUGUCUAGAAUACGUGUAUGCUUGCAUAUGCAAAAGUGAUAAAGGCUAGGCAGAACAGAACAUGGUUGAACCAUGACACCCUUCCCCCCACUGAUGUCUAUGCAUGCAGCACAAAAAUGACCACCUGCUGGAGCUGUUAUUCAGGAUUCAGCUGUUUGUACAUGUCAAUGGUAUCACUACAUAUGAGACGCUGGAUGUUGUGUGCUUUUCAAUAUUACUGAAGAAAAAAAUUAAAGUCUGAUAACAAUUGGG
This is a messenger RNA of Danio rerio (zebrafish), 3127 nucleotides long. Lineage: Eukaryota; Metazoa; Chordata; Actinopteri; Cypriniformes; Danionidae. The record is from RefSeq and is a predicted model, not a curated record.